Dufourea novaeangliae is the source of this 612-nucleotide messenger RNA. RefSeq lists its product as uncharacterized. Lineage: Eukaryota; Metazoa; Arthropoda; Insecta; Hymenoptera; Halictidae. The record is from RefSeq and is a predicted model, not a curated record. Bases 1 to 612 code for a protein of 203 amino acids. The transcript has 4 exons.
AUGGAGGAUACAAGGUUGCAAAAAAUUUUUAUCUCCAAAGAGGAGUAUAUCACGAAGAUAAACGAUAUUCGUGUCACUGUGAAGUCUCUGGAAGAGAGUUUAAUGGUGUCACGUAGUCUGGAAGCUGAGCAGUGGCUGAAACACGCGACAUUGAAAAUUAAGAAGAAGUUAGUCAUCGACGACCUGAAGAAAGCGAACAAAUGCAACAAGAAUAUGUUGAAUUUAUUCAGGCAAAGCGUCACGGAUGAUCGACUUGGAAACGAAAUAACAUUGCCAGAAUCUCUGAAGAGAGAAGUACAAAGGACUUGGCACCAGAAGUAUGAUGCUUUGUUGAUGCAAAACGAGCAACUGAAGAAAGAGGUCGCGACUGCUAAUCGUCUUCUCAAAGAAAAGAGUGAAGAGAUCGACGAUCUUCAACAAAAAUUGUUAACUGUCGGCGACAAGCUCGUCGAGCGCAACGAAGUCGUGGGAAAUGUUUGCAAAAAGUAUCUCAGACUGAAAAAACGGAAGGACGACCAGGAGAUGUUGCUACGAGGUUCCAUCGAAACGCUACAGGUUGAAGCAGAAUCAGUUGGCUGUUCAGGGUCACAAAAGCUUAUUUCUAGAAUAUAG